CCAGCACCUGCACGAGGAAGUCUGCUCCCAGGAGUGGCUGCUGCCAGUGUCUUUGUCCCCAGGGCGAGCCUUAGCUGCCCCCACCCCCUCCAGGAGACUCUCCAGGAUCUGCAGGAACAAUUCCCAGAGGACAUGGAGGCUGGAAACCACACCAGCGUGACGGAGUUCAUCCUUUUGGGGUUAACAGAGGAUCCUACACUUGGUGUCAUCUUCUUUGUGCUAUUUCUAGGCAUAUAUGUUAUUAUUUUAGUGGGCAAUAUCACCAUAAUUAUUUUAAUAGCAAGCUGUUCCCAACUUCACUCCCCUAUGUACCUUUUCCUUGGCCAUUUGGCUUUUGUUGACAUCGGUUGUUCUACAUCUGUCACACCUAUGAUGAUUAUAGGAUUUCUUAGACAUAGACUAGCCCUCCCAGUUGCUGGCUGUGAAGCCCAGCUCUGUUCUAUGGUGAUGUUUGGGUCAGCUGAUUGCUUCCUGCUGGCUGUCAUGGCCUAUGACCGCUAUGUGGCCAUCUGCUUGCCCCUUUUCUACUCCACCCGUAUGUGCCCCAGAGUGUGUGUCCUCUUGGUGGGGGGUUCCUAUCUUGGUGGGUGUGUCAAUGCUUGGACAUUUGGUAGUUGUUUAUUGACUCUGUCUUUCUGUGGACCAAAUCAGAUAGAUCACUUUUUCUGUGAUUUCUCCCCUCUGUUGAAACUUUCCUGCUCAGAUGUCUCCACUAUUGAAAUUAUCCCUUCCAUCUCUUCUGGAUCUAUCCUUGUGAUCACAGUGUUUGUCAUAUCUCUCUCUUACAUCUGCAUCCUCAACGCCAUCCUGAAGAUGCGCUCCAGUGAAGGGAGACACAAGGCCUUCUCCACCUGCACCUCUCACCUCACUGCGGUCACUCUCUACUAUGGAACGAUUACCUUCAUUUAUGUGAUGCCCAAAUCCAGUUACUCAACUGAGCAGAACAGAGUAGUGUCUGUGUUCUACACAGUGGUGAUCCCCAUGUUGAACCCCCUCAUCUACAGUCUGAGGAACAGAGAUGUAAAGGAGGCCCUGAGAAAGGCAAUGUUCAGAAUAUAUUCUUAGGAUCCAUUCUUAACAUUUCAGGUGACCUAUAAAAAUUUUUGUUUACCAAUAUCACACUUCAGUUCAGUCCAGUCCCUCAGUUGU
Messenger RNA from Bubalus bubalis (water buffalo), 1149 nucleotides. Its product is annotated as olfactory receptor 491-like. The coding region runs from base 133 to 1065 and encodes 310 amino acids. The transcript is spliced from 2 exons. Gene Ontology annotation, cellular component: membrane. The record is from RefSeq and is a predicted model, not a curated record. Lineage: Eukaryota; Metazoa; Chordata; Mammalia; Artiodactyla; Bovidae. Gene Ontology annotation, biological process: sensory perception of smell; G protein-coupled receptor signaling pathway. Gene Ontology annotation, molecular function: G protein-coupled receptor activity; odorant binding; olfactory receptor activity.